AAAUCAGACUAGUAGAUAUUUUUACCAUUAGAGACAAUUCAGAAAGGGUGGAAAUACGUCGGCUUGCGUAAGUUGGCAACCGUUGAGAUUUUUAUUGUUUGUAAAGCAUCAUAAAAAAGUUCGACUGCUACACUUAAACUCCGAUAAAUAACUUUUUAUGAAAACGACAAUUGUGUAAAUUAAGAAUUUAGCUUCUUUUAAAAAAUACAAUAUAUUUACUUUAUUAAAAUUACCGUAUGAUAAAAAAAACUAACAGCCGAUUAACAACGGUUUUAAUAUUUCUGAUACGAUUUUAAAGUUUUAUAUAAGCCUGCGUCUAGAAACUUACAGCCGUAACAAAUUAUUAAAUGUAAAUGCAUAAUGAGUCUUGAUUUUUUUGGAGAAUUUGCAAGUGACUACGAAAAUGCAUUACUACAAACUGGAUUUGGAAAGUUUCAAAUAUUAUUACUUCUAAUAUGUGGCUUAAUUUAUAUGAAUACAGCCAUAGGAGUAACCAUUAUAUCGUUUGUUUUGCCGUCAGCCACAUGUGACUUUGCAAUGACAUCAACGCAUAAAGGUUGGCUGUCUGCGUCGCCAAUGCUUGGAAUGUUAAUUGGAUCAUACUUUUGGGGUUUCCUCGCCGAUACAAGAGGACGGCGAAUGGUCUUAAUUACAACAUUAUUGGCUGACGGAAUUUGUGGAGUUCUGUCAUCGUUUGCUCCGGUUUAUAUCGUUUUCGUAUUAAUUCGGAUUGUAAAUGGAUUCAAUGUUGCCGGUACAAUGGGAAUUGUAUUUCCGUAUUUGGGCGAAUUUCAAACAACACAGCACAGAGAAAAGGUUUUAUGCUGGAUGGAGCUUUUCUGGACGCUUGGUAUAAUAAUUUUGCCAGGUAUUGCAUGGUGCCUAAUUCCAUUAAAAAUUCAUAUCGGAUCAGGACUAUUUAUUUAUCACAGCUGGAACCUUUUUGUGGCGCUCUGUGGAAUUCCCAGUAUUCUUCUUGGAUUAUGGUUACUUACAUUUCCGGAAAGCCCCAAGUUUCUGCUAGAGCAUGGUGAAGUAGAGAAAGCCAUUGAUGUUCUUUCACAUAUCUAUGCAAAGAAUUCAGGAAAUAAAUGCCACGAGUAUCCAUGCACUAACCUAAGAAUACCAGAUCGAUAUUAUCAGAAAAUAGGAAUGAAAAGCAUUGCCAAUCUCAGAUUUCGAAAGUCUGAUGAACUAAAGGUAUUAUUAUUGGAGGUAUGGGCACAAACCACAAUCUUGUUUAAACAACCAUAUAUAAGGGUUUCACUCUUAACUUGUGGUAUUCAAUUUUGCCUAACAACCAGCUACUACACGCUAAUGGUUUGGUUCCCAGAAAUAUUUCAAAGGUUUACCGAAUAUGAGAAAGCAUUUCCCGGUACACCAGCUUCCAUUUGUGACGUUUCCUCUAUUGUCCCGUCGAAUUCUUCACUACCAGCGGCCCGACACUAGACAAAGCAGAAAAAGAGAGGUCGACGAGAUCCACCAUUUUGAAGCCGC
This is a messenger RNA of Drosophila ficusphila, 1497 nucleotides long. RefSeq names its product synaptic vesicle glycoprotein 2A-like. Gene Ontology annotation, cellular component: membrane. NCBI's taxonomy places the organism in Eukaryota, Metazoa, Arthropoda, Insecta, Diptera, Drosophilidae. The record is from RefSeq and is a predicted model, not a curated record. The transcript is spliced from 9 exons. The coding region runs from base 361 to 1449 and encodes 362 amino acids. Gene Ontology annotation, biological process: transmembrane transport. Gene Ontology annotation, molecular function: transmembrane transporter activity.